Molecule: messenger RNA, 1827 nt
Organism: Exophiala spinifera
Lineage: Eukaryota; Fungi; Ascomycota; Eurotiomycetes; Chaetothyriales; Herpotrichiellaceae
Exons: 4
Coding region: 1-1827 (608 amino acids)
Source: RefSeq, a predicted model, not a curated record
AUGCCUCCAACUCGAGAGCAUCCGCAUACUCGAGAGGAAUGGGACGCUAUCCGCCCACUGUUUACCAAGUUGUACAAGACAGAGGGGAAAAAGCUUUCAGAGGUUAUCGAGAUUUUGGGAGAGAAGGGAUUCCAUGCAAAAGAAGUGCACUACAAGCGGCGCAUCUAUACCUGGGGUUUGAACAAGAACAGGAGGGAGUGGGAUAUGGUAAUCGCCGCUUUUAUCAUCCGCCAGCGCCAGUCGGUCGGCAUGGACACCAUGCUGCGUAUUCGGGAUGAAAUCAUCACGCUGGCUGAUGUGCAGAGAUAUUGGAAGCGAAAACCAUACGGACCAAAAGACUCACCGUACUUCGGAUUCCCUGAAGUCUUCUCUGAAGUCAUCCAGUACUGGCCACCUGCAUUGAGCCUUCGUUCAGCCUUACCGCCCCCUGAAGUAUCAUUUGCAGAGUUGAAUCAAGUGGAUCAGGACAAUGAGUGCCUCUACGCUGACGAAAGGGCUCUUAUGGACCUUGAUGGAGACGAGCCUUGCGACAAGGAUGGCAUAUUUCUGCCGACGCUGAUCUCUGGUACUUCGGCGAAAGUACCUUCAACUACCCAUGCCACUGUCCAUGCGGCACAAGAAACGUUCAAUUUCUACGCCAACGUAUAUACGAGAGUUGGCGUGGAACGGUACAGAGAGGAAUCCACUUACGCUCUCGAUUUGGACAACUUCAGCUGCACACUGGUUGCUCAUCUUCUGCAACGAUCGCUCCGGCCACGGCGAUUACAGGUUGGUACCUCCCCAACCACGCCGGAGCUCAAACCAAUGCCGGCAAAGUGGUUCUUAAACGUCCUGUAUGACAACCCCCCGGUUCUCCUACCAUACCUGCUUUUGGGUCUAGUCCAUGGAAUUACUGGUUUGAGUAUAGAGGAAGCCGCAGAAGUAUGGCGAGCGGAAGCGGGCGAGCUUUUGGCAUCGAUCAGGAGAAUACUUGGAUCAGCAACAAAUUCAAGCUCAUAUUCGCUUCUCAGGAUGCUCGAGGUGCUCGAUGUGGACAACGUCAGGCCGUUCUCGGACACGAUAUCAGAUCUCAUGCCUGACGUCUUCAAAUCAAUGGCCAUCGGUGAUGAAACCAUCCUUGCUGCGCAACUGUUCUUGACACUGGGACAGAUUUCCAAGGUCAAUAAGUCACACAAGGCCGCUCAUAUGUACUUGUCGAAAGCGGAUCGUGUCCUGCGACUCGGAUUUAACCGAAGCGAGGUAACUUCUGAUGAGGAUCGGACCUUGACUUCAGGCCUCCACUGCCGAUACUAUCUCCGGUGGUUAGAUUCCCUGCCCUUCGCCCCAGCCCCUGCCGCAGCCCAAGCUGAGACAAUUGACCAACAAGCACUCCGCUUCAAAAUUGAAGAGGAACUGCAUGUGACAAUUGUAUCCUGCUGGCAUCAAGUUCUCAAAGAGACGCUCGAGGAACUCAAGCGGCUCAAGAAAAUCGAGAAGGAAAGGAAGAAGGGUGAGAGACUCAGGAAGCUCCUAGUAAUUCUAAUAGAGAAGGAUGAGAAGCUCAAGGAGCUACCGAAAAUUCUAAAAGAGGAGAAGGAACUCAGGAAGCUACAAGAAUUCCUCAACGAGGAGGAGGAGUUACUCAAGAAGGUACAGGAAAUUCUAGAAGGCGAGGAACUCAAGAUGGUACGAGAAUCUCUGAAAAGGGAAGAGGAGGAACUCAAGAAGCUACAGGAAAAUCUCAAAGACUAUCAGGCUUUGUGCGAUGAAUUGAUGAAAUUUCAGUACGGAGAACUAGAACGAGGCCAUCAGGGUGCGGCCACAGGUAUGGACGCAUGUCCGGAAUAG